This is a messenger RNA of Racocetra persica, 773 nucleotides long. The record is from the annotation of a GenBank genome assembly. NCBI's taxonomy places the organism in Eukaryota, Fungi, Glomeromycota, Glomeromycetes, Diversisporales, Gigasporaceae.
UUCUUCACAGGCGAAAAAACGGAAGCGACAAGAAACUAACGAUUUCAUAGCCGAAAAGGAAAAUAUUAUGAAUUUCACCGAUAUUAAAGAUUUCAUAUAUUAUGCACUUUUAGAACAUAAAAACUUGGAUGAUAACUUAGAAGGACAAGCUUCUUUCCAACUUCAAUUCGAUAUUGACCUAGAUUCUAUUUAUGAGAAUACUUCAACUGAAGAUAUCAUCAAAGAAAAAAAUUCAUAUAUCGCUGAUUUAGUUAUUAAUGAAAUUAGUUGUGGAGAUGGAUAUACCUAUGUAUUUAAUAAGAAAUAUAAUAGUAAAAAUUCCGACUUUACAACAUUAACAUAUUGGUGUAAUGCUCGAAAAGGAUUGAGUAAACCACAAAGAAAGGUUGAGGAUAUUUCAAAGCAACGUAAUAGUGAGCCAUAUAUUGAACGUUAUGAAUGUAAAGGUCUAGUUACAGUUAAAAUUUAUUCGCAAAACAAAGUAACUGUUAAUGUAUCCCAUAAUAUUUUACAUCCACGAUUAGAAAAGAUUAGUGUAACAAAAGAAAUUAAAAGCUACAUAAAUUCUUGCAUCGGACAAAGUGUACCAAACAUUUAUCAGUCGAUUAAGGACCAACGUAUAAAUGGAUAUGAGUUUCUAACAAUUAAGCAGGUUUAUUAUUGGUGGUCAUCUAUCGUGCAAGUUGAAUAUCGAUAUUGUGAUGAUGAACUUGCUUCAGCAAGAACUUUUUUACAAAAGCAAAAUCAAAAAAUUCUUUUUUUUGAAGAUUAUG